CCGUGGUCUGUCCCUCCGGCGUCGGAAGGGUCGCCGCGCCUGUAGCUUGGAAAAUUUUGCGCUAGCACUGGGGUUGAUGCGCACAGCGCUGGGAAGCGAACGAAAUGAGUCAGCUUAUCGCUUAUCGCUCCCCACAGCGGCCGAUCAACCUUCUUUUUUCUGGCCCGGGGAUCGCGAUCCCGACUUUUGUCAUAAAUCCUAUCUCCAACCUCGAUCAACCGCUGCACUAACCCCCAAAGUGGCCGGGACGGCACGCGACACUGUCAAUUGACCAACACGAAGGACUGGAGUGCAGCCUGCGACCUUGACGCGGGUUUCUGACUGAACGAGACGCCGCUCCGCUUCCGCAAUCGCUUCGAGUUUCCCUCCGAAUAAUGCUGUCGGCCGUGUACAAGGCGGGCCGCGCUCCUGCCGUCCUCCGUCAUGGUCGCCGCGUCCCAGUCACGUCCUCGCAGCUGAGCACCCUGGCUGCGAGCUCGCAGAACGUCCUCUUCCGCACGCAGACUCAGAGCCCUAGUGCCAGGUUGAGCCAAAAACGGCUUCUUUCCGCCUCCAGGGUCCUGGCGAGCGCCGGGGCUGCGCAACCCGCCCCGGAUCCCAAGGCCUAUCUCUCGAGCGGAGUGGUGAAGCCCAAGGAUAUCAUCGAUGUCAAGAAAGUCCUCGUCAUUGGCAGUGGUGGCCUUGCCAUUGGCCAAGCUGGAGAGUUCGACUACUCCGGAUCGCAAGCUCUCAAGGCCCUCAAGGAGGCCGGCGUUGCCUCUGUCCUCAUCAACCCCAACAUCGCGACCAUCCAGACGAACCACACUCUUGCCGACGAGGUCUACUACCUUCCCGUCACCCCAGAGUACGUCGAGUACGUGAUUCAGAGGGAAAAGCCCGAUGGCAUCUUCCUGUCCUUUGGUGGCCAGACCGCCCUCAACUUGGGUGUGCAGAUGCAGAGGAUGGGCCUGUUCGAGAAGUACGGCGUCAGGGUCCUUGGCACCAGCGUCAGGACACUAGAGCUCAGUGAAGACCGCGAUCUGUUUGCGAAAGCGCUCGAGGAGAUCAACAUCCCUAUCGCCAAGUCCAUCGCCGUCAACACGGUCGACGAGGCUCUCGAAGCCGCCUCCAAGGUCGGAUACCCCAUCAUCGUUCGUGCUGCCUACGCGCUCGGCGGUCUGGGGUCCGGUUUCGCAAACAACGAGGAGGAGCUUCGCAACAUGGCUGCCCGGUCGCUCACCCUUUCGCCUCAGAUCUUGGUCGAGAAGUCGCUCAAGGGCUGGAAGGAAGUCGAGUAUGAGGUGGUCCGUGAUGCGAACAACAACUGCAUCACGGUGUGCAACAUGGAGAACUUUGACCCCUUGGGCAUCCACACUGGUGACUCGAUCGUCGUUGCGCCCAGCCAGACCCUGAGCGACGAAGAGUAUCACAUGCUCCGGUCCGCCGCCAUCAAGAUCGUUCGGCACCUGGGCGUCGUUGGCGAGUGCAAUGUCCAGUACGCGCUGCAGCCCGAUGGCCUCGAUUACAGAGUCAUCGAGGUCAACGCUCGCCUUUCGCGUUCCUCUGCCUUGGCUUCCAAGGCGACCGGGUAUCCCUUGGCCUACACCGCGGCCAAGAUCGGUCUGGGCCACAGCCUGCCCGAGCUCCCGAAUGCCGUGACCAAGACGACGACUGCCAACUUCGAGCCGUCGCUCGAUUACAUCGUUACCAAGAUUCCCAGGUGGGAUCUGUCCAAAUUCCAGCAUGUGAAGCGGGACAUUGGCAGCGCCAUGAAGUCUGUGGGCGAGGUCAUGGCUAUCGGCCGUACCUUUGAGGAGUCCUUCCAAAAGGCCAUCAGGCAGGUCGACCCCAGGUUCGUCGGCUUCCAGGGCGAGAAGUUCGCGGACCUCGAUUACGAGCUCCAGAACCCCACCGACCGCCGCUGGCUGGCCGUCGGUCAGGCCAUGCUCCACGAGAACUACUCUGUCGACCGCGUUCACGAACUGACCAAGAUCGACAAGUGGUUCCUGUACAAGUUGCAGAACAUUGUGGACUGCACCAAGGAGCUGCAGCAGAUUGGCAACCUCCGCGGGCUCAAGAAGGAGCACAUCCUCAAGGCCAAGAAGAUGGGCUUCUCGGACAAGCAGAUUGCCCUGGCUGUCAACAGCACCGAGGACGAGGUCCGUGCUCGUAGGUUGGAGUUUGGCAUCCGCCCGUGGGUGAAGAAGAUUGAUACCCUCGCGGCCGAGUUCCCGGCCGACACGAACUACCUGUACACCACCUACAACGCAUCCUCUCACGAUGUGACCUUCGAGGACAAGGGCACCGUGAUUCUGGGUAGCGGUGUCUACCGUAUUGGCAGCUCUGUCGAGUUCGACUGGUGUGCUGUUAGCGCCACUCAGGCUCUGAGGCAGAUGGGUGAGAAGACGGUUAUGAUCAACUACAACCCCGAGACGUACAGCACCGAUUUCGAUACUGCUGACAAGCUCUACUUCGAGGAGCUGAGCUACGAGCGUGUCAUGGAUAUCUAUGAGCUCGAGAACGCAAGCGGUGUCGUUGUCUCUGUCGGCGGCCAGCUGCCUCAGAACAUCGCACUGCGGCUCCAGGAGACCGGCGGUGCCAAGGUCCUCGGAACGGAUCCCCGCAACAUUGACAAGGCUGAGGACAGGCAGAAGUUCUCCGAGAUUCUCGACAGCAUUGGCGUUGACCAGCCGGCGUGGAAGGAGCUCACCUCGGUCAAGGCUGCCGAGGAGUUUGCCGAGGAGGUUGGCUACCCAGUCCUUGUUCGUCCCAGCUACGUCCUGUCCGGCGCCGCCAUGACGGUCAUUCGCAGCAAGGACGAGCUCAAGGACAAGCUGGAGGCGGCUGCCAACGUCUCGCCCGACCACCCCGUGGUCAUCAGCAAGUUCAUCGAGGGUGCCGAAGAGAUCGACCUGGACGGUGUCGCAUCGCAGGGCAAGCUGAUCGUUCACGCCAUCAGCGAGCAUGUCGAACAGGCCGGUGUGCACUCCGGCGAUGCCACCCUGGUCCUUCCGCCUGCCAAGCUGGACCAGAAGACGAUGGAGCGCAUCAAGGAGAUAGCCCAGAAGAUUGCCCAGGCCCUGGAGAUCACCGGCCCUUUCAACAUGCAGAUCAUCAAGGUGGAUGAUCCCGCAGGCGGCCCCCCGGCGCUGAAGGUCAUUGAGUGCAACCUGCGCGCGUCGCGGUCCUUCCCCUUCGUCAGCAAGGUCCUCGGCACCAACUUCAUCGACGUUGCUACCAAGGCCCUCGUCGGCAAGAACGUACCUGAGCCGACCGACCUGAUGGCCGUCAAGCGCGACUACUUGGCGACCAAGGUGCCGCAGUUCUCGUGGACUCGCCUGGCUGGUGCUGAUCCCUUCCUCGGCGUCGAGAUGGCGUCGACCGGUGAGAUGGCCUGCUUCGGCAAAGAUCUGGUCGAGGCCUACUGGUCUUCGCUCCAGUCGGCCAUGAACUUCCGCGUCCCCGAGCCGGGCGAGGGUAUCCUCUUCGGCGGUGAGCUGAGCAAGCCCUGGCUCACCACUGUCGUCGACUACCUCGCUCCUCUCGGCUACAAGCUGUAUGCCGCCGACCAGGAGGUCAAGCAGUUCCUCGAGUCGACGAGCAAGCACAAGAUCAACGUCGACGUGAUUGAGUUCCCGACCGAAGAUAAGCGUGCCCUCCGCGAGGUCUUCAAGAAGUACGACAUCAGGGGCGUCUUCAACCUGGCCCAGGCCCGUGGCAAGACUAUCAUGGACGUCGACUACGUCAUGCGCCGCAACGCCGUCGACUUUGGUGUCCCGCUGUUUAUGGAACCUCAGACUGCCAUGCUCUUUGCUCAGUGCAUGAGCGAGAAACUACCUCGCCCGGAGGGUAUUCCCUCCGAAGUGCGCAGGUGGUCUGAGUUCAUUGGCGGCAAGCCCUUGUAAAUAUCAUUGCAAUGAUACCUUUCUAUCCGACCAUAUAUGGUUUUGGAGUUCUCUCAAAAAGAUAAAAAGGAACGACUUAAGGGGCGUUUGGAGCGGUUUCUGGAUUUUUUUUUUCUUCAGCGCGGACGGGUGGGCAUUUCUGGUCAUAUUGUCUCUCUGCUUAGGUUCGACAAGCCCAGCAACGGAUCAAAGCUUGGAAGGACUCUCGUCCGCUUCUUGUCCUAGGUACUGCAGGUCCACUCGUGACAGGUCAAUUUUCGCUAUACGAUGUCCGUGGCUAGCGGAAGGCGGACUCUCCAUGUUGCCCCUGCGACACUUCUGACGCUCUUUGGAUGUACCGGUCCCUCACCCGAGUCAAAAAGCCACCACCAUCGUUCUGUAUCAUCGUCUAUUUCCCAGGGAUAACCUAACUCCAGAUCCGCAGUAGAUCAGUCCACCCCC
Molecule: messenger RNA, 4325 nt
Organism: Thermothelomyces thermophilus ATCC 42464
Lineage: Eukaryota; Fungi; Ascomycota; Sordariomycetes; Sordariales; Chaetomiaceae
Exons: 4
Coding region: 375-3884 (1169 amino acids)
Biological process (GO): UTP biosynthetic process; 'de novo' pyrimidine nucleobase biosynthetic process; L-citrulline biosynthetic process
Cellular component (GO): cytoplasm; cytosol
Molecular function (GO): ATP binding; aspartate carbamoyltransferase activity; metal ion binding
Source: RefSeq, a predicted model, not a curated record